This is a messenger RNA of Vanessa atalanta (red admiral), 2453 nucleotides long. RefSeq names its product lachesin-like. Gene Ontology annotation, cellular component: neuron projection. The coding region runs from base 246 to 1505 and encodes 419 amino acids. Lineage: Eukaryota; Metazoa; Arthropoda; Insecta; Lepidoptera; Nymphalidae. The transcript has 11 exons. The record is from RefSeq and is a predicted model, not a curated record.
CCGGCCGCCGUGGACUGUGCACGCUUAUUUCUUCAGUAAUACUCUGGCCGGCAAAAGUUUCGAACUUUCGUCGUGUUUUUGUUUGGUUCUAUCGUGUUUCGUUAUGAGAAUUGAGUUUUAAGGAUUGUUAGUGUUUCGUCUGGGAUUUUUAGGAUGUGUUUUAAAAGAUGCUGAAUUGUCGAUAUGAGGGAGCCGCCGCCCGUCGAUCGCUAAGUGAUUGGUGAGACAAGAGCUCUGAUGCCACCAUGAGCGGGAAACGCGGACCCUUCAGGAGUUUUGCUAUCAGCCUUAUACAAAUCAUCACGAUCAUAUGUCAAGUUUUAACAGAAGAGCCACGGUUCGCUGAGCCGAUACCUAACGUGACAGUGGCGCUUGGCCGCGAUGCGAGUCUGCCAUGCGUCGUCGAACAUCUUGGCACAUACAAAGUGGCCUGGAUACAUAUAGACAGACAGAUGAUCCUGACGAUUCAUCGUCACGUGAUCACCCGCCUUGCUCGGUUCAGCGUGUCUCACGACAAUGCUAUGACUUGGCUUCUCCACGUCAGCCAAGUCCAGCAAGAAGACCGCGGAUAUUACAUGUGUCAAGUCAAUACAAAUCCGAUGAUCAGCCAAGUUGGAUAUUUGCAAGUCGUUGUACCACCAAAUAUAUUGGACGAAGAAAGUACACAAUCAGCUGUAGCAGUCAGAGAGAAUCAAAAUAUUAGCCUAGUUUGCAAAGCUGAUGGUUUUCCAACACCGAAGAUAAUGUGGCGAAGAGAAGAUGGCCAGCCCAUAUCCGUGGACAAAAGGAAGAAAGUAACAGUAUACGAAGGCGACACAUUGAGCUUACAGCGGAUCAGUCGCACGGAAAUGGGUGCCUACCUUUGCAUCGCCACUAACGCGGUACCGCCUUCCGUGUCUAAGAGGAUCAUUGUUGAUGUCGAAUUCUCACCAAUGAUCUGGGUACCAAAUCAGCUGGUGGGUGCUCCCGCUGGUACCGACGUCACCGUGGACUGUCACACUGAAGCACACCCUCGAGCCAUCUCCUACUGGGUGUACGAUAAUGUCAUGGUGCUCCCAACUAAAAAAUAUGCCAUUAACACCGAGGAAAACUCAUACAGAGCGCACAUGAAACUCACUGUGCGGAAUCUUCAGACCGGCGAUUUCGGUAACUACAGAUGCAUCUCGAAAAACUCGCUAGGGGAAACCGAAGGCUCCAUUAGACUUUACGAGAUACCGAUGCCUUCAACAUCACCGAAAGCAACUGAGAUGAAAAGCAAUGCUAACAAAGAAACAACGCGUCGCGUGAACGCGAGCCGCGCGGUGCAGCGUGACGCGGUGACAGAGCGGCCGAGCGUGGUGCGCGCGCAGCUCGACCGCGCUCCGGACCGCGCGCAUGUCUACCGCGCGCCGCACCCGCACCACGCCUCAGGCUCAAGAAAUCUUCAAUGCUGGCGGCAGUCGUUCUUAGCUAUCGUCGUCUUGGUUCAUAUAGAUUUAUUAUCAGAUAUUUUUAUUUGUUUCUAAAUACAAUAAAGAACGUUGUAGACAUGUAUGUUGUACCUUUAAUUUUAAUUUAAGUUGGCAAUACCAUGACACGUAUAUCAAUUACAAAAAUGAUCGUUCCAUUGUAGUACCGUUCAUAUUAGUUAAACCUUUCCGAUCGUUGCCAUAAAAUUGUUAAAUUUAAUAAAUUAACAUAUCAUGCAAUACUAGCGUCAUAUCCUUCUUUAAGAUUGAGAGUGAGAAAUUUAUAUUUGUAUGGACGAGGUUUUUUAACCGCUAGCCGAUAUAACAAAACGUUUAGCUUAUAAGGUAUGCAGACCUAUCUCGACUCGUACUUCCACAUAUCUUCCCCGUCAACAUGUUUUAGACAUUGAUUUUUAUCAAAACACUUUUUGUGAUCGAUAACUAAAUUAAUAUGUAAAUUAGGAUAAUAAUCGAAAGGCUUUCUCGUCACUAGGAUCGGUACGAUCAAUCAAUCGAAUCUAUACCGCAAUGUCGUACUUCGGAAUAGUUUAAAAUAUUAUUGUAAUAUUAUUCAUGAUUCGGGUUAACCUCUCCAUUCCCGUCUUAAAUUAACAUUUUAUACCCAAUGUACUGGCAUGCGUUAUUACGAUACCUAUAUUAGAUAAAUUUAUUGUAUUAAUUGUGGUGCCAUGCUUCGCGUGUUGUUGUAACAAUGUGCCAAAGAUAUUUUAUACGUAAUUUUGUUUCGAUAGGAUUAAUUUUUCAUUUGAAAACAUGUGAUUAAUAAAUUUUGAAAAAAGAACACCUGUAAUUGUUUUCUUUUAAUAUUAUUGUGAUUAGUUGAAGACAAGUGAUCACAUUACCUAUUUCCCGCUUCAGCAUAUUAAUUGUAGCUUCCAAUAACCUAGUUGAAUCAAUUUCAUAUAUAUUUAUUUUGUAUGUGGACACUUGUCUUUAGUAUAGACUUCGGCUUGCCCCUCACGCUUAAAUAAUUGUAAAUAAUAA